AAACCACACAGUUUCACUCAAAAGGCAUACAAUACUCCUCCUCCUCCCAGCUUGAAUCAAAGAAACAGAGCGCAAAGAGAAUGAGUUCCGCAAGCAAAGCAUGGUUAGUUGCUGCAAGUGUAGGUGCUGUCGAGGCACUCAAAGAUCAAGGCUUCUGCAGAUGGAAUUACACAAUGAGAUCACUUCACCAUCACGUCAAGAACAAUCUCAAGUCCUCUUCUUCCUCGUUUGCUCAUCAGACCAAGAAGCAUUUAAGUAGUAAUAUUACAGAUCAGAGUAACAAGGCUGUACAGUCCGAAGAAUCGCUUAGAAAAGUCAUGUACUUGAGUUGUUGGGGUCCCAAUUGAAUUGACACCCCCAACCGUUUCCAUGUAGUUGUUGGCAGAUCAUCUUGUACAUUUUAUACCCUUAUUGACUAUAGCCCAUAUAUUGUAUCAUGUUAAUUGAUGAGUAUAAAUUUGAGUAAUUGGAAAACUAA
This is a messenger RNA of Daucus carota subsp. sativus, 478 nucleotides long. RefSeq lists its product as uncharacterized. The record is from RefSeq and is a predicted model, not a curated record. Bases 81 to 347 code for a protein of 88 amino acids. The transcript has a single exon. NCBI's taxonomy places the organism in Eukaryota, Viridiplantae, Streptophyta, Magnoliopsida, Apiales, Apiaceae.